CAACGACGGCCAAUCGCUACCAAGUCGCAACUGCGCACAAUCAGAAAUUCGACAGAAUCCCCCACCGCGUGCCCAACUUAACAGAAGCGUCUCCGGCCAAACACUGCGGUUCAUCCCGUUACAUAUCGCUUUACUAAUUAGUGAUUAAUCUUUCAUAGGGCUUUGAAUAACAAAAACAAUAAAAGAAAAAUAUAGCCAAAGAGAGUGAUAGGGGAGUCGGAGUUUGUUGUUGGGUGGGUUGUUUGACGCAUGAUAGUCCAAGCGGAAUAAUUGCAUAUGCUGAAACGAUAACAAGUAAAUAUUAGUCGCAGUAAAACAAGAGUUGAAAUAGAUUUUUUUAAAUUGCCAAUCUAGUCAGUUAUUUCGCGACUACUUAACCAAUUCCUACUCGCGGACUCGUAUUCGGGACAAGUAUUUUAAUUUUAUUUAUCGGCCUUAGCACAAGGUUCGUCAUAAUAUUAUUACAAUGGGAGACAGUGAUGUUGCUGACGCAUUUGGCUGUAGCAGAAACAGCAUCGCUCCUAUUAAUCAAAUUCGCACUGCUCCAACCGAACGCUAUGCUACCCACUAUAAUAUGAAUCAUGGAAAGCGUGGAUUAGCCAUAAUAUUUAACCAUGAAUUUUUCACAGUCAGCCAUUUAAAACCACGUUGUGGCACAAAUGUUGACUGCGAAAACCUUGCGAAUACUUUAAAAGAUUUGGGCUUUGAAGUAAAUGAUUUUCAUAAUUCUACGCACAAAGAUAUAGCUAAAUAUUUGGAGAAAGUGGCUGAAAUGGACCAUUCCCAGCACGAUUGCCUUAUUGUCGCAGUAUUAAGUCACGGAGAGUUGGGUCUACUUUAUGCCCACGAUACUCCAUAUAAGGCUGAUACAAUUUGGUCAUAUUUUACAUCGGAUAGAUGCCCAUCUCUUGCCGGAAAGCCAAAGCUCUUUUUUAUUCAAGCUUGUCAGGGUGAUAGACUCGACGGUGGAAUUAGCUUAAAGGAAAGAACAGAAACCGAUGGACAUCCAACCGUCACAUUUCGCAUUCCAACACACGCUGAUUUCUUAAUCGCUUAUUCGACUGUUCCAGGAUUUUAUUCUUGGCGAAAUACAACUCGUGGUUCAUGGUUUAUGCAAGCGCUUUGCUUGGAGCUCAGAGAGAACGGUACUCGAUAUGACUUAUUAACGCUUCUCACAUUCGUAUGUCAGCGUGUUGCAAUAGAUUUUGAAUCGAAUACACCUGAUAAUAUAACGAUGCACCAGCAAAAGCAAAUACCAUGUAUAACAUCGAUGCUAACGCGUCUUGUGAAAUUUCCGUCAAUACAGAAUGGAAUAUCAUAAUCAGUGUAUUUGAAUCGAAUACAUAAGCAAAC
Ceratosolen solmsi marchali is the source of this 1353-nucleotide messenger RNA. Its product is annotated as caspase-1. The record is from RefSeq and is a predicted model, not a curated record. Gene Ontology annotation, cellular component: cytoplasm. NCBI's taxonomy places the organism in Eukaryota, Metazoa, Arthropoda, Insecta, Hymenoptera, Agaonidae. The transcript has 3 exons. The coding region runs from base 467 to 1321 and encodes 284 amino acids. Gene Ontology annotation, molecular function: cysteine-type endopeptidase activity. Gene Ontology annotation, biological process: apoptotic process; proteolysis; positive regulation of neuron apoptotic process.